Messenger RNA from Auanema sp. JU1783, 1233 nucleotides. NCBI's taxonomy places the organism in Eukaryota, Metazoa, Nematoda, Chromadorea, Rhabditida, Rhabditidae. The record is from the annotation of a GenBank genome assembly.
AUGGUUGUUCUAACUAAAAUGCAAAUCAAGGAAGCUGCUGAGGAAACUCUCUGGCUUCCGCAAUUAGAACGUGAUGCUUGUGGAGUUGGAUUUGUUUGUUCCAUCAAAGGAGUUCGCACUCAUAAGACUCUUUGUGAUUCUCGUGUCAUGUUGGAACGGAUGGCUCAUCGUGGAGCUUGUGCAUGUGAUAACGAUUCGGGAGAUGGUGCUGGUGUAAUGACAGCUAUUCCUGAUGAACUUUAUAGAAAAGAAAUUAAACUGUCUGAUGACAUUGAAUUGCCGAAACCUGGACACUACGCAACAGGAAUUCUCUUUUUGAACCCUGAUUCUUAUAAACAGGCCAAAGAAGCGUUCGGAGAUCUCGCCCGUUACAACAAUGUUCGGGUUAUCUGUUGGAGGAAGAUGGUCACUGAUCGAUCAUGUAUCGGCGAAGAAGCAAAGAAAACGGAACCGCUUAUUCGUCAAGUUUUCGUGACAGCUGAUUAUGUAGAUAUAGAUAUAGCACUCUUCCAACGGAAUAUUUAUAAACUUCGCAAGAUGACAGUCAAUAUGAUGGCAAAACAGAGUGUUGAUUGUUACGUUUGUUCGCUCGGAACCUCAACUAUAGUAUACAAGGGUCAGUUCAAUACCAAACAGCUCUUCCAAUACUAUGCUGAUCUCACCAAUCCGGAUUUCAUCUCUCAUAUUGCUCUGGUUCACUCUCGAUUCUCCACUAAUACAUUCCCAAGUUGGGAAAGAGCUCAGCCAAACAGAAUGCUUGCUCAUAAUGGAGAAAUCAACACACUGAGAGGAAACAUCAAUCUGAUGAGAGCUCGUGAGGGAAUCAUGAAAAGCGACAAGUUUGGAGAUGAUAUGGAUAAACUUUAUCCAAUUGUUGAAGAGGGUCAAACUGAUUCUGGAUGUUUCGAUAAUGUUCUUGAGUUCCUUGUUCAUGUUGGAGAACGUUCGCUCCCAGAAGCAGCAAUGACAAUGGUUCCAGAGGCGUGGGAGAAAGAUGACGAGAUGGAUCAUACCAAGAGAAACUUCUAUCGUUGGGCUUCAAUGACUAUGGAACCAUGGGAUGGGCCUGCAUUAUUGGCGUUCUCUGAUGGUCAAUACAUUGGUGCUAUACUUGAUAGGAACGGUUUACGUCCAGCUCGAUACUAUUUGACAAGCGAUAACUAUUUGUAUCUGUCUUCGGAAGUUGGAGUCAACGAUCAUAAUGUGGAGGACGUCAUUAUCAAGGUACGCUAA